Dacryopinax primogenitus is the source of this 924-nucleotide messenger RNA. RefSeq names its product S-adenosyl-L-methionine-dependent methyltransferase. Gene Ontology annotation, molecular function: methyltransferase activity. NCBI's taxonomy places the organism in Eukaryota, Fungi, Basidiomycota, Dacrymycetes, Dacrymycetales, Dacrymycetaceae. The coding region runs from base 1 to 858 and encodes 285 amino acids. The record is from RefSeq and is a predicted model, not a curated record. The transcript has 3 exons.
AUGGCUGACCAACACGCGAAUCCCGAACUGGAGACGGGCCGAUACUACACAGCUGAAACUUAUCUCCUUCCCUCCGAUGAGAAAGAACGAAUCCGUUUAAACAGGCAGCACGAGGCCCUCCAGCCGUAUAGCGGUGGUCUUGUUCCCCCUGGACUUGAGUUGAAAGACGGUGAUACGGUCCUUGACGCAGGCACAGGCUCGGGUAUAUGGCUUCUUGAGCUCGCGAAGAAUGUCCCUAACGGCGUCAACCUCAUCGGUGUGGAUAUCGAAGGUCGGCUGUUUCCACCGGCCAAACCGAACAUGAAAUUCAUAGUCGGAUCGACGUUCGACCUGCCUUCUGAGCUGAACUCGACCUUCACGCUUGUGCACCAGCGUUUGAUGAUUUCUGCUCUUAGCCAUGAAGGAUGGAAGAAAGCGUUUGCCGCUUUGUUUCGGGUUCUCAAGCCUGGGGGUUACUUCAAGCUUGAGGAACUUGAUUCCAUCGACAUCCUCUCAACCGCGAGUGACGUACCUCCCGCUACCAGCCAAUUCACGCAAGCACUCAGAAUUCUUUGCGAGAAACGGGGUGUAGGCGGUGAUGUUAUCCCCAACAUUUCCAGCAUGUUGCAAGACGCGGGCUUCGAGAUCGAAGACGAGACAUACAGAAGUAUCAUUCUGGGCGGGCCGGACAACGCAGCUUGCGAUACGCUCGUGGACGCGUAUCGGGGAAUGAAGACCCCAUUUCUGGCCUCGAAAGUAGCGGAGAACGCGUCGACCAGUCAAGAGUUCGACAGCCUCAUGGAUCAGAUGGAGCAGGAAUGGCAAACUGGAGUGUACACGAAGACAUGGUGUAAUUGGAUUGCAAGAAAGCCGAUGUAGAGAUCCAAUAACAGAGAGGGUACAGUUAGGAAAAAGGCGGAGAGCGUGUAGACAAUAAACAGCGCG